Molecule: messenger RNA, 609 nt
Organism: Effrenium voratum
Lineage: Eukaryota; Dinophyceae; Suessiales; Symbiodiniaceae
Source: the annotation of a GenBank genome assembly
AUGGCCGUGACACCGGAGAUCGACCAGGAGGCGGCGGAAAGGGAGGCAGCAGCGAAAGAGGCAGCGGCCAAGACCCGUGCGGAGGUGGAAGCGGCCAAGGAGCUGUGGCAAAAGAUACGCAGUCAGGCCAACGCUGAGGACUCGGCCCGCGAGCAGUUCGCUCAAUCCUUGCCCCCGGGGGUCGCCAAGUUCGCGGCGUUGCUGGUGAACCGCUUCGGGUCUUUGGAGCGGGCCUUCAACAACUUCGACUACAACCGGAAGGGCAAGGUCACCAGAGGCCAGUUCCAAACCACCUUGGCCACCAUCCGCCUGAACACGGAUGAAGUGGUAGGCCUGCCUUCCAAGAAGGUCUUCAGGUUGAUCGCCGCCGGGGCGCAGUCUGCGCUCGAGAUCACUCUGGAGCAGUGGCAAAACUUCUUUGAUCAGGAGCUCACCGGCGAAGACGCGUCCUUUUUGCUGACGGAGGACAGGGGGUCGCAGGCCCCGAAGCGCUGGGCCCAGAUGAAGCAGCUGCCCAGCAAGGCUCUUCAGCUGCUGGUGGAGCAGGGUGAGCUAGCGGACAAGGAGGAGCUGGCGAAGGAGGCUCUGUCAAAGCACGGCCAGCGCAAG